CUUGUCGUGCACCUACCACCACGAUGGACGACUAUCCGAUGUAUGGGUUGCUGGUUGGGUUCUCUCUCUGGGGGACCCUCUGGCGCCUCCUCUUUCCUCCGGGGUUCUGGCACGCGAUGACGUGUAGAGUAGAUACCCGGGGUGGUACUUCCACCAAGCCAUAUUCAAAGGAAGAGGAGAAGAAGAUGGCCGCCAUUCUGCAGGAGAGGAAGGAGAAGAAGGAGGCCAAGACGAAGGCCUUGAAAGAGGAGAAGGCGGCCAAAUUGAAGAAGAUAGAAGAAGAGAUGGCAAGAGAGAAGGAGAGAAUAAAGAAGGAAGAGGAGGCGAAGUUGAAAGAGGUGAACGAGGAAGAGGAGGAAGGUCCGCCACUGCAAAGAAGUAGUGGGCAGCACAGUGGCAGCAACGGUGGGGAACUGGAGAAGAGGAUAUCCGAAUGGGUUGCCAAUCUGUCUGUGGGAGAAGAGGAAGAAGUUAGCAUGUACAUCCCACAAGAUCAGCAAGAGGCUGCCAUGAGGGCUUGGGAUGCAGAGAAAGAUCCCCUCAGACGACAGGCGUUGGAAGACGAGAAGAGGAUGGAGUGGAAAUUGGCAGUGAUGAGGGAGAAGAAGAGAAGAGUUGACAAGGCAGCGGAGGCGGCGGAAGAAUUAGAAGAGGUUAAAAAGCUAGAAGAGUAAGUAGCCGCCCAGACUGAACUCCCAGCCCAGAUGCGAGUCAUAGCCCGAAGCGUCGCACGCCUGACACGGAU
This is a messenger RNA of Chara braunii, 745 nucleotides long. The record is from the annotation of a GenBank genome assembly. NCBI's taxonomy places the organism in Eukaryota, Viridiplantae, Streptophyta, Charophyceae, Charales, Characeae.